Durusdinium trenchii is the source of this 552-nucleotide messenger RNA. NCBI's taxonomy places the organism in Eukaryota, Dinophyceae, Suessiales, Symbiodiniaceae. The record is from the annotation of a GenBank genome assembly.
AUGUCGCUGCUCCCGAAAUGGCUCGUGCUGUGCGCUGCUGCUGCUCCCCUGUGCGUGGCCGCCACGGAGCAUGCACUGUUGAACCUGAUCCGACAUGGAGAGCGCUUUGCGGACAAGAGCAUCACCCACCUAGCUCCGGCAGGCUAUGACCGUGCGCAAUACAUUGCCCACUGCGUGAGUCCUUCCGCGCCCACCUUAGCCUUCCCCAAGGGGCCUCCCUCGCACCUCUUGGCAGCCAAGCGACAGACCAUUCAUGGGCACAACUCCACGCGACCGAAGGAAACUUUGGAGCCUUUAGCCAAGGCCUUGAAGAUCCCACUGGACAACGAAAUCGAUUUCGAAGACAUCGACGCCUUUGCGCGCUACGUCCAGGCGGUGCCCCAUGGGAGCAGCGUCUUUAUCGCUUGGGAGCACAAGCUCAUUGGCCGGUUGGCGCAAAUGCUGCUCGACCCCCACGACCCCCAAGAACCUCGCGCCACGGGCGGCCGCCAAACGGAUCGGGUGAUGGAACGUGUGUGUUUUUUUUCCGGUUCCUCGACGCGAAUCCCUUGA